Molecule: messenger RNA, 1242 nt
Organism: Molossus molossus (Pallas's mastiff bat)
Lineage: Eukaryota; Metazoa; Chordata; Mammalia; Chiroptera; Molossidae
Gene: FGF10
Product: fibroblast growth factor 10
Exons: 3
Coding region: 396-1034 (212 amino acids)
Biological process (GO): positive regulation of epithelial cell proliferation; positive regulation of canonical Wnt signaling pathway; positive regulation of epithelial cell migration
Cellular component (GO): cytoplasm
Molecular function (GO): chemoattractant activity; type 2 fibroblast growth factor receptor binding; growth factor activity
Source: RefSeq, a predicted model, not a curated record
CACCGUGCUGUCAUCUGUUUCUAAGACUUUCCCCCCAUCUAACAUGGUGAAGAAAGGAGUGAAGAAGAGAACAAAGUAACUCCUGGGAGAGUGAAGAUCGCUGGUGACCAGCAGCACCACCGCCACCAAAUAGCUCCAGCUCCUGUGGCCACCCACGUCCACCGCUCGCGGGGAGACUGCAGGGGCGCACGGAGGAUCCCGGCCGGGCGAGGAGAGGCAGCGGCCCUUCCGAGGAGUUAUGGAUGGUGGUGCACUCACUUCUGGCCAGAUCCGCAGCCCGAGGGAGCUAACCAGCGGCCGCCACCUCCAGCUGUCUCCUUGCCUCGCACCGGGUCUCACCCUUCCAGUAUGUUCCUUCUGAUAAGACCAUUUCCAGUGCCGAGAGUUUCAGUACAAUGUGGAAAUGGAUACUAACACAUUGUGCCUCAGCCUUUCCCCACCUGCCGGGCUGCUGCUGCUGCUUUUUGUUGCUGUUCUUGGUGUCUUCCAUCCCUGUCACCUGCCAAGCCCUUGGUCAGGACAUGGUAUCACCAGAGGCCGCCAACUCCUCUUCUUCGUCCUCCUCCUCGUCCUCCUCCUUCUCCCCUCCCAGUGCGGGGAGACAUGUGCGGAGCUACAACCACCUCCAAGGGGAUGUUCGCUGGAGAAAGCUCUUCUCUUUCACCAAGUACUUUCUCAAGAUCGAGAAGAACGGGAAGGUCAGCGGGACCAAGAAGGAGAACUGCCCGUACAGUAUCCUGAAGAUAACGUCAGUGGAAAUCGGGGUUGUUGCCGUCAAAGCCAUUAACAGCAACUAUUACUUAGCCAUGAACAAGAAGGGGAGACUGUACGGCUCGAAAGAAUUUAACAAUGACUGUAAGCUGAAGGAGAGGAUAGAGGAAAAUGGAUACAAUACCUACGCGUCCUUUAACUGGCAGCACAACGGGAGACAGAUGUACGUGGCACUGAACGGCAAAGGCGCACCCAGGAGAGGACAGAAAACUCGGAGGAAAAACACCUCAGCUCAUUUUCUUCCAAUGGUGGUGCACUCAUAGGAGGGGCGCUCAUGGGGCAGGAGACCUACACCUCUUUGGCCGGGAAUAGUGGGUAUUCUCCAUGAACACAGUAGUAGCUCAAAUGCAAAGAUGCAUUGCAGACAUCUGCUUGCUUGAAAGAAGGAAAGUCUUGGAAAGUUUUUGUACUCACUGCUGAUGUGUGAUGUUCUUUUAAUUAGUUCUGUGUCAUGCCUUAUAAUCGAGAUAG